Messenger RNA from Rhodofomes roseus, 1235 nucleotides. RefSeq lists its product as uncharacterized. The transcript has 3 exons. Lineage: Eukaryota; Fungi; Basidiomycota; Agaricomycetes; Polyporales; Fomitopsidaceae. The coding region runs from base 334 to 1050 and encodes 238 amino acids. The record is from RefSeq and is a predicted model, not a curated record.
GGAAUCCUAGGAUCCGGCGCCGGGUGGCCAUUCGCAGACGGGCACCGAAGCCUGCAGCGUCUUGCGCGCACCGCAGUCGACACGAUAUCCCUCAGAUCCUCAUAGGCUGGCAGCCGAACAACAUACGAGACAACUACCGCACACCAUGACUACGCUCUCUCACCACCCUCCAUCCACAGCACCAGCACCAGUACCCAUCCACAGUGCUUGUCGGACCAACAAGCGUGAACCUGUGAAGAGAUCGUCCAUCGAGGUCACAGUUCGAACGGCGCACGGUCCGGGCAGUCGGUACUGAGGCUGUGAAUGGCGUGAACGGCUCGUAAACGCGUUCGGAUGCGCGAUUUAUGCGGCGGCGCGCUGUGUCAGCGGGUCUCAGGGUGGUCGUGGUCGUCGCACCAACGCUCCACGGCGACGCAUUGCAUUGCAUGCUAUCAGGCGGCGCCGAUGCGGCGGCGGGCAACCAAGGGCGGGCGAGUUGCGACCACCGAGCCGAUGUCAGCGGAGGUGCAUCGAUACCACCCCACAGCCCUACAACUUUCGCAUCUGGUAAUCCACUCUGCAUUGUACUCGCGAGCAGGGCAAGGAGUGUGUCCACGCGUCAUCCACCUGAUGUUGCGGUGUCUGGGAUCGCAGUAUCGAGUCCCUCACUUACAUACAAGCCUUACGGCAGAUCGGGCCCGGUACUCAUGCCAGCCUGAGUGGUUCUCAUCGCAUUCAGCCACUGCUUACUCGGCUCUGCCACCGCCGCCAUACAUUGACCAUUCUGCGCCACCUUCAGCGUUUCUAGAUUCCCCUGGCAACAACAGCGGUAUGCCACGGAGAAACGAUGUCAUGCAAUGCACCGGCCUGGGGACACUGAUUUUUAUGAUACUUCCAGAUGCGCCAGGGGCGGAUGAACACAGACUGCAAGCGGGUCAACUCAUAUGUCAAAAGAAGCACUCUAUCUCUCUAUUACAUGACGGCUUCUCCGCAGUCUCCCUGGCGCGCGGAUGUCUCAGCCGCCACGUCCAGGCAAACGAACCGCUCCUUCGAGCCAAGCAUCGCCGUUGAGUCCCCUUCGCGGGACACCAGAGGCACGCGAGCUCGAUCGCGCACUCCGAAUCGACUCCUGGCCGCCAGGAAGGGUGGAGUGACCGUCGACGCCGCGGACGGGUUACGACAGGGCCCUCUCACGGGGCGGGUCCGCUGAUCCCCCGCCCGCUCCCCACUAUACCUGCCCGCCUCGCGACCGCCGU